AAUUCAGUGUAUUUUCACAUCUUCCCUAUGAUAGCAUGCAGUCAUAAACAAGCACGAUCCACAGUAAAAGACCACUGGAACGUUCGAAUCAAAAGACAAGCAGACACAUUCACGCCACGUGUAAACUGUAAUGAUGACGACUGAAACAGGUUUGGAGUCUGAAGUAAAGAAGGAACCAGAGCAGGCCGAAGAACAGCCAGCAGCUCCGGAGCUGCAGACACAGGCGCAGGACGAACCGGCAACACAGCAACAGGUGCACCCGAAACAAGAGCACACAGAGGCUGAGAAACCAGAGGAACUGACCGAUAACAAGGAGACGCUGCAGUCUACCACUGGAGAGCAGCCUUCAGGUGAGGAACAUACAGACACUCCCACGUCACCAAAGCCAGCUAGCCCCAGUGCACAGACCAGCCCAGGGUUGGGCAAGAAGGAGAAAGAAGAGGCCUCAGGGAAGGGCAUCUCUAGGUUCCUUCCCCCAUGGCUUAAGAAGCAGAAAUCUCAGAGCCAAGUUGAGUCCAAAGAAAGUCUGGGGAUAGGGGACCCGGUGAAGGAAGAGGGCGACGUUCAGGAGAAGAAGUCUGAGAAGGAGGAGAAAAGAGAGCAGGGAGGAGAGGACGGAAUAGACAAACCUCCUGAGGUUCAACGCUCACUGCCGCAGGACAGCAAGGCAGAUGAAAAGGAGGAGAAACAUUCAAUAAGCAGUGCAGAGACUCAGCCUGCAAAAGAGACCAGAAAAGACUCCUUGGAGAAGGACGUAGAUUUGAAGGAGGAGAAGAACGGAGCUGGGGAGGAGAUUCAGAAGAAGAUUAAGGAGGAAGAGAACGUUCAGAAACCUGAAUUGAAGGCUGAGAAGCCUCCUGGGAAGCCAUCCAAGAAGAUGAAGACUGUGGUGUGCAAGGUCAUGAUGCUAGAAGGCAUGGAGUUCCCCUGUGAGGUCGAGAAACGUGCAAAAGGCCAAGUGCUAUUUAACAAAGUAUGUGAGAAUAUCAAUCUGUUGGAGAAGGACUAUUUUGGAUUGACAUACAGAAGUAACAGUGACCAAAAGAACUGGCUUGACCCUGCAAAGGAAAUCAAGCGCCAGAUUCGAAGUUCUCCUUGGCAGUUUGCCUUCAGUGUAAAAUUCUAUCCACCUGAUCCAUCGCAGUUAACUGAAGAUAUAACUAGAUAUUACCUGUGCCUUCAGCUUCGUCAGGAUAUUGCUUCGGGCCGCCUCCCCUGCUCGUUCGUGACUCAUGCUUUGCUCGGUUCCUAUUGCCUGCAAGCUGAGCUGGGAGACUACGAUCCCGAAGAGCACAGAGUGGGCUACAUCAGCGAUUUCCAGUUCGCACCAACACAGACCAAGGAGCUGGAAGAGAAAGUGGUAGAACUGCACAAAACACACAGGGGAUUAACUCCAGCUCAGGCUGAUGCUCAGUUCUUAGAAAAUGCCAAGAAACUUUCCAUGUAUGGAGUGGAUCUACAUCAUGCCAAGGACUUGGAGAGAGUGGAUAUCAUGUUGGGCGUAUGUGCCAAUGGACUGCUGAUCUACAAAGACAGACUCAGAAUAAAUCGUUUUGCCUGGCCAAAGAUUCUCAAGAUUUCCUACAAACGCAGUAACUUCUACAUCAAAAUCAGACCAGGAGAGACUGAGCAGUUUGAGAGCACUAUUGGAUUUAAGCUGCUAAACCACCGGGCUGCCAAGAGGCUGUGGAAGGUUUGUGUGGAGCACCACACUUUCUUUAGGUUGGUGUCACCCGAACAGCCCCCAAAAGCUAAGUUCCUCACUCUGGGCUCCAAGUUCCGCUACAGUGGUCGAACACAAUCUCAAACCAGGCAGGCCAGCACUCUCAUCGACAGACCAGCUCCAUAUUUUGAACGCACUUCCAGUAAACGAGUGUCCGGGAGUCUUGAUGGAGCUCCUGUAGUCCGUGUCACAGAUCACAACCUGGUGGACUCUUCUGCUGCUGAAAUCAAUGGGAAGGGGGACACAGCAGCUAAGGACAAUGGAAAAGAACCUGGAACUCCCUCCAGAACUCAAUUGGAACUCUCCCAGGAAUCAAAGGUGGUGGAACAGCAAAGUGAUGGCACAACAGCUGCAGCCACUGGGGCGGAAACAAGCGAGAUGGAGAGAGAAGAAGAAGAUUCACAGCUGCAGAAGGACCUGGAUAAGACCCAGGAGGGUGUUUUGAAACAUCAGGCUAGUAUUAGCGAAUUAAAACGCAGUUUUAUGGAAUCUUCACCUGAGCCACGCCCCAAUCAGUGGGAAAAGCGUCUUACUACAACUUUGCCUCUACUGACACAAGGGAGCUUAGAAGAGGAGAUAACAACCAUUUUAUUAAGUAAAGAAAGCUUUUCUAAUUGUUUGACUGGCACCUUCACCACUACUGCAAAGCGGGCAGCAGAGGGCGCUGGUGCUAAAGCUCCAGCUGAAUCUCUUUCUCCGUUCCCCUCCACACGGCCCUCUGAGACCUUAGAUGAAAAACAGAAAUCAGAGAUGGGGGAGGAGGCAGAAGUUGAGAUAGAAGAGACUGUCAUUGAAGAGAUCAGGAGAACAUCCAAAGUUAAAAACAGCCCUGACACUACUGAAAGCCCUGCAGCAGCCAUUAUGUCAGGAGAGGGUGAGAAAGAGCCUGAGGAAGAGGCUAGUAAGGCGAGCACUUCUUCCGAGAGCCAUAGCGAGAGCGAGGAUGAAGCCGAGUACCACCCCCAGGUGGCUGUGGACCAGAUAAGAGAAGAAACUGAAGAGAAUGAUGAAGAACUGGGGAAGGAAUGCCAGGUGCCCGCAGAACAACAGCUUGAAGAAAUUGUGUUGCCUCCACCUCCUGAGGUUCAGGGAAUUGCAGAUGAAGAAAAGCAGGAAUGCAAGCACCUAGGAGAAGAUGAAGCUCGGAGCUCCCCAGCGGAGAGAAAGACAGAACAAGAAGCAGAAAAGGCGGAGGAGCCCAAAGUAAAUGGGGAAGUGUCUCACAGUGUGCCCGAAGUUAUCCCCCAGGUUAUUUGUUGCUCUGAGCCUCCAGUGGUAAAAACAGAGAUGAUGACCAUCUCUGACACCUCUGCUGCCCAGAAAACAGAAAUCUCGACAAAGGAGGUUCCCAUUGUGCACACCGAGACUAAAACUAUUACUUAUGAAGCUGCCCAGCUGGAUGGCAGUGGAGAUGGUGAGCCUGGUAUUCUUAUGUCUGCACAGACCAUCACCUCUGAAUCACUCUGUACCACAACAACUACACACAUUACCAAGUCAGUAAAAGGUGGACUUUCUGAGACAAGGAUUGAGAAGCGCAUUAUUAUCACUGGUGAUGCAGAUAUUGACCAUGAUCAGGCCUUGGCCCAAGCAAUUAAGGAAGCCAAAGAGCAGCACCCUGAUAUGUCCGUGACCAGGGUGGUGGUACAUAAAGAGACUGAACUUGCUGAGGAUGGGGAGGAUUGACUGCAAGAACUAAAAAUGGUACCCCAUGGAAGUUGUCCCUCAGUUUGAGAAUAUUUCUAAGCAUCUUCAAAGUGGAGCAACGGGUCAGCUACUGUACCCUGAAGAAUUUUAGAAGAUAUCUUCGAGAAGGCAAGAUAAACUCACUAUUCUGUCUGUGCUUUGCACAGUUCCUAUUUUAAAGAAAACCACUUAACAUUCCUACCUUUUUUGUUUCAUUUUAUAAUUAGUGCUGUUGCUAAAUUGUUUACCAUUAUUAAAAACAAGUAGAGUUUACAAUAUAGAGUUAUUGUAAGUAGCAGUCACAUUGGAUACAUUUCUGUUAUGUACAGAAGGCUUAUCUUUAGAUUAAAUCGAUCAUCUAAAAAAAAUGUAUAACUUGAAAAUCAAUUGGAUUUAUUAUUUACUCUGUAUAAACUUAUAUCAAACAAAUUAAUGGUAAAAUAAUCUAAUUGGGUACAUUUUAACGGGACCUGAUUUCGUAGACACGCUGUGUCAUGAACACUCUUGUAUGCAGUCAAGCUAUGUUAGGGAGGUGUAUUUAUCUACCUCCUACUUUAAGUUUUCAAUUUGAAGCAGCUUUAAAAAUUAAAAAAAAAAACAAAAACAACUUGCGUUUCCAUAACUUUCUAACAUCACUAAUCUGAAUUAUAUUUGUAGAAUAUUUUUGCUAUCUUAAACGCUUUGUCUUAACGUGUAAUUUGAUUUUGCUGUUACUCGAGCAUAUAAAUAAAAGUUUUUUUUGUUUGUU
Polyodon spathula (Mississippi paddlefish) is the source of this 4154-nucleotide messenger RNA. Its product is annotated as protein 4.1-like. Lineage: Eukaryota; Metazoa; Chordata; Actinopteri; Acipenseriformes; Polyodontidae. The record is from RefSeq and is a predicted model, not a curated record. Bases 131 to 3406 code for a protein of 1091 amino acids. Gene Ontology annotation, biological process: cortical actin cytoskeleton organization. Gene Ontology annotation, molecular function: actin binding; structural molecule activity. The transcript has 22 exons. Gene Ontology annotation, cellular component: plasma membrane; cytoskeleton.